Molecule: messenger RNA, 1701 nt
Organism: Meira miltonrushii
Lineage: Eukaryota; Fungi; Basidiomycota; Exobasidiomycetes; Exobasidiales; Brachybasidiaceae
Exons: 2
Coding region: 364-1368 (334 amino acids)
Source: RefSeq, a predicted model, not a curated record
AAGAAGACACUUUCUUGUGUUGGAUUGUCGGCUUUGACUCUUAUCUUCACUCAAUUGAUGAAGCAGUCAAAUUUUCAUCAAUAGCUAAAGAGAGAUGGAAUCUUUAAGCCAUUGUCAGAGUCAACUUUUCUGAAUCAACGUAGACUUUCACGACCUCUGUAUACUCACUCAAUCAAACUUUAACAACAUGAUGUCAUGAGUUGUAAUACGUAGUUUAGAUUCACAAACGCGGAGCAGACACAGCCCGACCAAAAGCAGCCGGAGCAUCUUGGAGAUCACGCCUUUGCAGGAAGAAGUAAAGCUCCGGUCCGAAAAUCUUCUCAACAUGACCAUCAUCCUUCUUAUAUAGAAUGAAUCAAGAGAAUGAGUUCCACAGGAACAAAAGCGGUCCUUCUCAGAGCUACCGAGAAAAAAUUGAUCCUUGACGAAGAACAAAAAGCGAUUUACACUGGAAUUGUUGAUCCACAAUGGAAUGUAUUCGCAAUUUCAAACGGAGGUUAUACAUUAGGCAUCUUGCUCAAUUGCGCUCAAAAUUUCGUCGUUAGACGAAUUGGCAAACAACAGAAAGAUUUGCUCUCUUGUAGCACUUCUUACUUUGCUGGAGUCUCAGCAAAGGUGCCUUUCACCGUCGAAGUAAGAUUGUUGAAGAAAGGAAAAUCAACCAGCAUCGUCGAGACAGAUAUGCUACAAAAGACUGCAGAAGAUGGAGGGAUGCUUUUAUGCGUUAGAGCAUCUGCGAUUUUUACCGACUUUGCAAGCUUACGAUCGGAUUCACUCCUUAAACAAGUCUCUAUCCUCCCUAAUGACUUCUCCGCUCCAGUCCCACCACUGAUUUCUGAUCCGACAGAUCGAUCGAGCGAACAUCCUUGGUGGGAAAAACAGAAGAUACCAACAGUUGUAGAAGACAAAGCAGCACAAGAUCAGGCAUUUCAAAAGGACGGUUUACUCGCUGUACAAAGCAUGUACUUUCCAGAAGAACAUGUUGAUGAAGUGGAUAUGGGCAGCUAUAACAUCACCGCCUUGGCACUAUAUAGUGACACCAGUGGAGACUUUAAUCGAAUGAUGCCCAAACGUCUGCACAAGCUAACAAACAAUUUUCGCGGAUUUUGGUUCGCCACUGUUAGACUAUCGAUCGAGAUGGCGCAACCUUUGCCGACUUUACCAUUACAAAAAGCGGUUACUAGAGGCAAGACCAGAUUUUUGAACGAAGGACGAUGGUGCUUUGAAAUUGAAAUUUGGACGCAUCCAACCGAUGCUGACAGACUCAAUUUGCCAAAAGGAACCGAUAGCAUCUUACUCGCAGUUUGUAAACAACAAGCAUUGAGCAUGUCAGCAUCAGUAAACAAAAAGACGGCAUCUAAGCUAUGACGCAAUCGUUGCUCGUAUCAUAGAGCUGAGCAUGUAGAGUUCUUUCCAGAUAUACCCUUUUCAUCCUUCACUUUUUGGCUUGCUAGGCAUGAGUGGACCAAUGGAGAUCAAAAGAGCGAGAAAUAUUCGAAGAAGAUUUGUGCGUUCUUUAAUCUUAUCAUAUGAGACUGGUGAUAUUGCGGUGGAGCGAUUUGACCUUUUCAGACAAUAUUCGGCUAAAUAUGUCCCCACGAGAAGUACGAUGAAGAUCGGGCGUAGCUCUGCCAAAGUAUAUAGAACAACUAGAUAUGACAUUUCAUCUAGAUAGGAGGAAACCUUAAGGUGAUGGAAGAU